Anopheles aquasalis is the source of this 1952-nucleotide messenger RNA. RefSeq names its product phosphatidylinositol glycan anchor biosynthesis class L (gene PIG-L). Gene Ontology annotation, cellular component: endoplasmic reticulum. Gene Ontology annotation, molecular function: N-acetylglucosaminylphosphatidylinositol deacetylase activity. NCBI's taxonomy places the organism in Eukaryota, Metazoa, Arthropoda, Insecta, Diptera, Culicidae. The record is from RefSeq and is a predicted model, not a curated record.
UUUGUUCGAUGGAGUUCGAAAUAAUCCAACCUGGCGCGGUGCAGGUAAAAGCGCGGCAGAAAAUGGAAACAUGGAAUAAAUUGCAUAAGAAUAUCCUUUUUAAGAUACACGAAGCCUUUGGCUGGGAACAUAGACCAGCCGAGUGAGCGAUGGUCGCUUUUUUCAAGCCCAUUCAAAGUGCCCGGUGCUAAACGAGAAGAGAACGAAUUCCAAAACACGAACCGCACUUGACACUUCGCGAAGGAACCGCAGCAAGCCGGAACGAAAGCAAAAAAAGGAGUACACAAAGCGGGCGAUUGUGGAUCCCCGUCCAAGGCAAAGAUCGCUGCUGAGCGGCAGCGGCACGGCAGUUCCGGCAAAACACAGGGAGCAUCAGGACGACGGAUCGGAAACCGGAGUGCCACGUUCGACGUCGCUGUGUGAUACGCACGGUGUGGUGUGCGUAAUGAGGAAAUGAAUCAUCCCUCUACUCCGUCCGACGGGAACGAUAGCAGUGCGGCGACACCCAGCCUUUACGACACGUUGAGCGGAUUUAUGUUCACUUCCUUUGCAUCACUACGCUCGUUGGCAUUGCAUACCGAGAACCAACCGGACCAGCAGCAGCAGCAACCGGGGCUUGUAGCUAUCCUUGAGACCCUUUACCGUACGGCAUUACUGUACCUCGACGAAACGCUGGAUCACAUCGCUCUUGUGCUGCUCGUCUACAGCCUACUAUGCAUCGUACUGUACCGCUUGCUGUUUCGAGCAGGAUCCGGAAAUGCGUUGGGCGAGCGGCGGUGGUGGUUGCUCCGCCGAAGCCACAUACCGGCCUGCCAGCGAGCCCUGCUCGUCACGGCCCAUCCCGAUGACGAGGUGAUGUUCUUCGGGCCGACCAUACUGGAGCUCAGACGCCGUCAGUGCCGCGUCUUUGUGCUUUGCCUGUCGGAGGGCAACCACGAGGGCCAGGGUGACGUGCGGCGCAAGGAGCUGUGGGAUGCGUGCGAGAGUAUGGGCGUGCGGCCGGAAGACAUUACGCUCGUCGAUGCCACUCACCUACAGGAUGAUCCGGCGGCCGAGUGGAAAACCGUCACCAUCGCGAACCAGGUCCUGCGGCAGAUCGAAUCGCUCGACGUGCAGCUACUGAUCACCUUCGAUAAGGACGGUGUAAGCGGCCACCCGAACCAUUGCGCCAUUUACUACGCCACCGCAUCGCUAUGCCUUUCCGGGCUAAUACCGAACACCUGUAAGGUACUGACCCUGGAAACGGUGAACCUCUGUCGGAAGUAUCUUUCGCUAUUCGACCUUCCGGUGACGUUACUGCUCUCGACAAACUGGGUAAUUCUGAACUGGCGUGCACGGCGUGUGGUCCAGAGUGCGAUGCGGUUACACGGUUCGCAGAUGGUUUGGUUCCGCAAGCUGUACAUAGUGUUCUCCCGCUACAUGGUAAUUAAUUCACUGCGCGAGAUCAACAAAUCGGACGUAGAAUUCGAGAUUCUGGACACCUAGUGGGAGCGGCUUUGCGCUCGGGACCAUUUUGAUACGACGCUCCGAACAAUAGACAUUUAGACCGCAUUGAGUGGUGCACCAUGUUCCUGAAGGGUGCAAAAAGGGAACCACCAAGGGACGAUGGAGAGAAGGACGCUUUCUUGCUAGUCUUGCUAGUUUGUUAAUUCCGUAGGUAGUUCGGGGAGCUCAGCGACGACGACGACAAACGCCUGUAUGGCGCGCUUCUAGUGCGCACGAUGAGGAAACCCGGUGCGCAAGCUGCGAGUCUCCUGCUCAGUGCAUGCUACGGCUCGCUACUCUUUGAAAUGUCCUCUUCGUUCGUCCACGUCAGGGCGAGAGAAUGGCGGAAAUAUAAUUUAUGUUAUUUAAGUUCCCUUAGCGCCAAGUGUGCGGAGGCGCAGAGCGAGAUGUAGAAUCUUUGUAAAUAAUCUUAGAGAGAAUAUGGCUGCAAUGCUUACAACCAUCCA